AUGAGUGAGUAUGAGAAUUACGCCUUUAUGCUGCAACACUCUGUCCAAGCCAUCCAACAUGCCCACUCCUUCUCCAUGCAAGCUUUCAAAACAAGGGAGAAGUUGGCCGACAUGAAGAAGGAGGUUUCUGCUCUCAAAAAGGAGAACAAAGCUGUUCUGAUAAAGAUAAAGAAGCUGGAAGAUCAGGCCGAGGCUGCCACUAAGGCCCAACAGAUGGCCGAAGAAAAAGCGGAGUCUGCUGAAGCCAUCAAAAAAGUUGCCGAGGCUGAGAAGAGAGAUGCCGAGGUAAAAAAGGCUCAAGCCAAAAAAGAGCUCGAGGAGGCCCUGGCCACUAAAAACGCCGAAAUUACUAAAGCCGAUGAAAAAGCUUACGCCCAAGGAAUGGCCGAUGUUGCUGAGGAUUACAAACUGCAAGCUGAAGCUAUUCCUCUCCCAUUUCCUCAUCCUGCUCCAUCUUCAAGUCAAGCUGAAGAUGAGUCAGAAUCUGAGGCUGAGGAUGAAAAUAACAAUGAAGAUGAGGCCUUGGUGAGGAAAUCCAAGGAUGCUACUGAGGCCAAGUCCCUUCCUCCAACUGAGCAAGUCAUGGACUUAACCUUAGAUGAAGAGGGUGAUGAGGUUGGGGAGGCGUCUAUGGAAGCUGUUAUAGGGCAAUUAUCAUCCGACCUUCUCUUAGCUGAAAGAAGUCUUGAUAAAACGCUUGCGGAGAUUGAUGCCGAGCUGGCUGCAGAGAAGGCUGCCGAAGUAGUUCUCCAGGAAUCUGUCGAGGUCCAGACCCAAAUUGCUCCUGAAACUAAAGAAUCAUAA
Molecule: messenger RNA, 804 nt
Organism: Camellia sinensis
Lineage: Eukaryota; Viridiplantae; Streptophyta; Magnoliopsida; Ericales; Theaceae
Source: RefSeq, a predicted model, not a curated record